This is a messenger RNA of Pelobates fuscus (common spadefoot toad), 2342 nucleotides long. RefSeq names its product oocyte zinc finger protein XlCOF6-like. The transcript has 2 exons. NCBI's taxonomy places the organism in Eukaryota, Metazoa, Chordata, Amphibia, Anura, Pelobatidae. The record is from RefSeq and is a predicted model, not a curated record. Bases 140 to 2161 code for a protein of 673 amino acids.
AAGGAGUAGCUGCUUCCGGUGUUUGUUCCAUGUGGACAGAAACUGUCAUUGGACAAAACAGCUUUAAUUAAUAGAAUCUGAAUGGUUUAUUCAAGAUAACAAAGAAUUUAAUACGUUCAACGAUUAGCAGGGAGAAAAAAUGUCAGACUAUGAACUAAACAAUCAUUUUCCAAAUAAAAUUAACAUUGUGGCUUCACAUAAAGAAGGAGAUUUAACAAACACUAAUAUACAGACUAGAGAAAAAAAACUCACAGUCAUCUACAUUUGUACACCCACAGAACAUCCACAGACACAAUAUCCAUCUACUCAUAUUAAGGAGGAACCAGCCUCGUGUGGAGAAGACAAUCUUACUGACAUUUCUAAACCCACAGAACAUCCACAGACAGAAUAUCCAUCUACUCAUAUUAAGAAGGAACCAGCCUCGUGUGAAGAAGACAAUAUCACAGAUAUUUCUAAACCCACAGAACAUCCACAGACAGAAUACCCAUCUACUCAUAUUAAGGAAGAACUAGCCUUGUGUGAAGAAGACAAUCUCACAGAUCUUUGUAAACACACAGAACAUCCACAGACAAAAUAUUCAUCUUCUCAUAUUAAGGAGGAACCAGCCUCAUGUGAAGAAGGAAAUCUCACAAACAUUUCUGCACCCACAGAACAUCCACAGACACAAUAUCCACGUACUCAUAUUAAGGAGGAACCAGCCUCAUGUGAAAAAGGAAAUCUCACUGACAUUUAUACACCAGAACAUCCACAGACAGAAUAUCAGUCUAUUCAUAUUAAAGAGGAACCAGCCUCGUGUGAAGGAAAUCUCACAAACAUUUCUGCACCCACAGAACAUCCACAUGUAGAAUAUUCAUCUUAUCAUAUUAAUGGGGAGAGAGAUAAGACUGAAAAAUGUGAAUCAUGUGAAGAUGUAAACAUUUUAAAAACUAACAUCUGUUCACUCACAGAAGAUCAACAAACAGACUAUUCCUCUACUCAAAUUAUGGGUGACUCUGCCACUUGUGAAGGGAACUCUUCUGACCAUGAUACAUGUUUUACCAGAAAAAAUGAACUUGUAAAGCACCAGAGAACUCACAGUAGAGAGAAACGUUUCCCUUGCUCUGAAUGUGGGAAAUGUUUUACCACAAAAUCAAAGCUUGUUCAACAUCAUCGAACUCACACAGGAGAGAAACCGUUUUUUUGCUCUGAAUGUGGGAAAUGCUUUACCACAAAAUCACAUCUUAUUCAGCAUCAUAGAUCUCACACAGGCGAGAAACCUUUCUCGUGUUCUGAAUGUGGGAAACGGUUCAGCCAGCGUUCCUAUCUUGUUAAACAUAUAAGAACUCACACAGGAGAGAAGUCUUUCUCGUGUUCUGAAUGUGGGAAACUUUUUAGCUGGUACAAGUGUCUUGUUAGGCAUCAGAGUACUCACACAAGAGAGAAACCUUUCUCAUGUUCUGAAUGUGGGAAAUAUUUUACCACAAAAUCAUAUUUAGUUCAGCACCAGAGAACUCACACUGGAGAGAAACCUUUUUCAUGUCCUGAAUGUGGGAAACAGUUCAGCCAAAGCUCAAAUCUUGUUACACAUCAGAAAACUCACACAAGAGGAAAACCUUUCUCAUGUUCUGAAUGUGGGAAAUGUUUUAAAUGUCAGUCAAACCUUGUUAAACAUCAGAGAACCCACACAGUAUUCUCCUGCUUGGAGUGUGGGGAAUGUUUUACUUGGCAUGCAAACUUUAUUAGACAUCAGAGAACCCACACCAUAUUCUCAUGCUCCGAAUGUGGGAAAUGUUUUACAUGCAAUUCUAACCUUGUUAGACAUCAAAGAAGUCACACUGUAUUCUCGUGUUCAGAAUGUGGGAAAUGUUUUACGUGCAAUUCUAACCUUGUUAAACAUCUUAGAACUCAUACAGGAGAGAAACCAUUCUUUUGUUCUGAAUGUGGGAAAGCUUUUAGCUAUUAUGAAAGCCUUGUUAGGCAUCAGAGAACUCACACUGGAGAGAAACCAUUCUCGUGUGAUGAAUGUGGGAAAUAUUUCAGCCAUAAUGCAAGCCUUGUUAGGCAUCAAAGUACUCACACUGGAGAGAAGCCUUUCUCGUGUUCUGAAUGUGGGAAAUGCUUUAAAAGAAAAUCUCAUCUAAUGCGACAUCAUAGAAUUCACAUUCAAGAGAAACCUUUUUGAAUUUGAGAAAUGUUUUAGCCAGCUGUCCUACAAUGCCAAAUUGUUUGCCAUGCUGAGAGCUUUUUAAAGUAGAAAUAUGAUCACAUUUUGUGUUUUGGGGCAGAGGGGGUUAUAUGUACAGAUUAUGUAGAGUCUGGGGUGAUGUGCAUUAACAUAAAAAGCAUCUUAAUAUGUCUGAAGA